AUGGCCUUCGCGGACGAUAUUUGGAGCCGGGUGACUCUGAUCAACGUCGCCCUCGGCACGCUGGGCUACGUCGCGCUGCGCUUCCUCUAUCAGAUUGUCUAUUAUCGAUUCUUCCACCCGCUGUCGGUCUUUCCGGGCCCUUUCUGGGGAACUGUCACUCGACUAUGGAUCACCUGGCACAACUUGAAUGAAACGGAACUGCCGACCGUCAGCGCGUUGACGAAGAAAUACGGACGGGUUGUCCGAAUCACUCCGACUCUCCUCCUGGUCAGCGACCCUAAGAAAUUGCCCGAGAUCUACCAUCGCAAUGCAGACAAGACCGGCCAUUAUAUCACGGGAACGUUUGGAGAAACCGAGUCGCUGUUUAACAUGCGAUCUCACAAGACGCAUGCUGCGUUUCGCAAGCUCAUCGCGGGACCGUAUAGUUUCAGUAACGUGAAGAAGAUGGAACCGCUGAUUGACAUGCGCCUCCGAGACUGGCUUCAGAAGAUGAAUGAGAACUUCGUCAAGACGGGGGAGUGUUUUGAUUUUUCUUGGUGGGCCGUAUACUUCGCAUACGACGUUAUCAGUGAAAUUGGCUUCGGCGCUCCCUUCGGCUUCAUCGAAAAAGGUGAAGACGUCGGAGGCCUCAUCCAAGGCUUCCACGACGGCUUACCGGCUUUCGGCUUCCUGGCACGCCUGCAUCCCUUUACCAGUUGGAUCAAGACGACAUUUCUGAAAAAGUAUAUCGUGGCGACUCCGCAGGACGACUCGGGGAUCGGCGUUCUAAUGCGCUUCCGGGACAAGUUGAUCGACCAGCGUCUCCGGGAUGUCGAGCAGGGCAAGGAUAUCGGACGGGUGGAUCUGCUGCAAACAUUCAUCGAAGCUCGCACCGAAGACGGCCAGCCGUUGGAUUUGGAUUAUCUCAAGGCCGAGGUUCUUCUGGUGUUGCUCGCUGGGGCCGACACCACGGGCACCGUCUUCCAGGCCCUCAUCCAGUAUCUACUCGCCAACCCGGGUAUCUACGAUCGUAUGAUGGCGGAGAUCGAUGACGCGGCGCGCCAGGGCCUCCUCAGCGAUCCAGUUCCGCAAUAUGACGAAAUUCUCGAACAUCUUCCCUAUUACGUGGGCUGCGUGCGCGAGACCUUGCGCUUGAACCCGCCCGCGCCCAAUAUCUUUCCUCGAUUCGUGUCGGAGCCGGGGAUGGACUUGUUUGGUCGAUUUGCGCCCGCAGGAACUGAGAUCUCGGGCAACCCUUGGAUUAUGCAGCGCGAUCCGGCCUUGUUUGGCGAGGACGCGGAGGAGUUUCGGCCAGAGCGGUGGCUGGAUCCCGAGAAUGCGAGGCUGUUCAACAAGUAUCUGUUGACGUUCGGCUACGGCACCCGGGUCUGCUUAGGGAAGGAUAUUGCGAUGAUGGAACUGUUCAAGGGGCCAUUGCAGUUCUUCCGGCAUUACAAGCCCAACGUGGUCAGCGAUAAGCCCCCGCCCAAGUUCCUGAUCAAGGGCGGUAUUGGAUUCUGGAGAGACCUGUGGAUCACUAUUGAGCAACGAUCCUCGGCCAAGUCGUCAUGA
Aspergillus melleus is the source of this 1551-nucleotide messenger RNA. RefSeq names its product cytochrome P450. Gene Ontology annotation, molecular function: oxidoreductase activity, acting on paired donors, with incorporation or reduction of molecular oxygen; iron ion binding; monooxygenase activity. Bases 1 to 1551 code for a protein of 516 amino acids. The record is from RefSeq and is a predicted model, not a curated record. The transcript is spliced from 5 exons. Lineage: Eukaryota; Fungi; Ascomycota; Eurotiomycetes; Eurotiales; Aspergillaceae.